This is a messenger RNA of Dovyalis caffra, 1779 nucleotides long. The record is from the annotation of a GenBank genome assembly. Lineage: Eukaryota; Viridiplantae; Streptophyta; Magnoliopsida; Malpighiales; Salicaceae.
AUGAAGAGCAGUGAAAAUGAACCGUUUCUGCUCUCAUCAGAUCAAUCUCUCAAGCCAAGAAGACAAAAGUCUCGGGAAGUAAGCUCUAGGUUUCUAUCUUCACAUGACAAUGGAACCCCAUCUCCAAACCAAGCUUCCUCAUCACCACUUCGCCAAAAAAACCCCUCCGACGUCGGUCGAAAGCAUCGGAGUCUUGAUGAUCCCGGAUUCAUUCGAGGCCUUUGGCCUUCAUCUUCACCUUCACAAUCAUCAAACAACCAAAACAAUCAAGGUACUCUAGCAGAUCAUCUUGGGAAUGCAAGACUGAAAGAUUUGUUAGACCACAAGAAAGAUGAAAAAAACACAAAGAGUAACAGUGUGUUUUCACUUAGUAGGCAAAGGAGUACUGGUACUGUGUCUGGUAGGUUUGAAAAUGUUGAAGAGAAAGAGAGCACAAAGGAAAAUCACAGACCAAUUCUUGGAGGAUCUAUGAGAUAUGCAGGAAGGUUUCACUUUCCAGGAAAAUCUUCAUCAUCGUCGUCAUCAUCCUCCUCGAAUUCCUUGUCUAAUAACAAUCCUGUUUUUGUUCCUGGAAGAUUAUCUGUUGAUGAAAAUGCACUAAACAAAAAUUCGAAAGGAGUUGGUGCAUCUAGGCGAAUUUCAGAUUUAUUUAAGGAUAAUCUUGAGUCAGAAACAUCUGAGUGCAGUGGCUAUGAUCUUUCUUCUCCAACUUUAGGUAGAAGUUCUAGGAAAUCUGGAAUGGAGGUUUCUUCUAAGUAUAUGAAUGAUAUACCAACAAAGUCUCGGAGAUGGACAACAGAUACCAAUGCUCAAACUGCAGUAUCAUUAGAAUCUUCUCCGAAAAUGAAGAAACUUACAAUGAAAAAUGUGAUGAAGAGGGCUAAUUCACUUACGGGGUAUGGAAGUGCCACAUCCCAGUGGGCCUUGUCGCCAGGCCGAUCAGGUUCGCCACCAAUGUCGGUGGAAAGCAAGGAAAAACUGAUGUCCUUCUCAAAUUUGAAACCGCCAUCAACUCCGUCGAGGACUACAGGUGUUGAGAAAUUGCUGAACAUGGGUCUGGACUUGUUUAAGGGUAAGAAAUCUGUGCCUUCUAGCUCCUUGCUCUCUGGGUCUGGGAAUGUUGAGAACAUUCAUCAGCUAAGAAUGCUUCAUAAUCGGAUGAUGCAAUGGCGCUAUGCAAAUGUUAGGGCUGAUGCUGUGAAUGUGAACAUAAAUAAGCAAGUGAAGAACAAUCUGUUAUAUGCUUUGGAUAGUCUUUCAAAGCUUCGACAUUCGGUGGUACAAAGGAAAUUAAAGCUUCAGAAGGAAAAGCUCGAGAUGAAGCUGGACUUUGUUCUUCAUUCUCAAAUCAAAUUGUUGGAAACUUGGGGAGACAUGGAAAGGCAGCACUUGUCUUCAGUUUCAAAGACCAAAGAGUGCUUACAUUCUGUUGUGUGCAGAGUGCCCCUCAUUGAAGGUGCAGAGGUUGAUCCACAAUCGGCUUCUAUCGCGCUUCGUCAUGCAUCAGACCUCUCGGCUUCCAUCAAGUCAGCAUUAUCUACAUUUUCACCCUCAGCUGAGCAGGCUGUUACACUACUCUCACAAUUAGCAGAAGUAGUUGCACAAGAGAAAUUGCUAAUAGAAGAAUGCCUAGAACUUCUUCAGACAGUAUCCGUACUCCAGAUUCAGGAGAAAAGUUUGAAGUGCUAUAUAAUUCAGUUCAAUUUGCAGCAACAACAACUGCAGUUGCAGCAGCAGCAGGAAGAACGACAAUCACAACAACAACAAACCUCUCAAUGA